GUCAUUUGCUGUAUAUUGACCCACAUCCCACACCCGUCGAGUCUAGGGCAUUAUCCCUCUCUCAGAACCCAGUCCUACAACCCAGCUUCAGCUAACAAUGGCAGAUACAGGGGCCCCGAAAAUGAAGCUGUACUGGUUUCCUCAAUACCGUUCCGUCCGAAAUAUCUGGCUUAUCAAAGAAAUGGAUGUUGAGCAAAACUUUGAGUUUAUCCGCUACGAGCCUAAUGACGAAAACGAACCCGACGUCGUCGCCGCCUACCUCAGGGACGUCCACCCCCACGGAACUAUCCCCGCCCUGGUCAUCCCCGGGGAGGGGACCAUAUUAGAGUCAGGGGCCAUCAACAUGUACCUGGCAGACAGAUACGGGAAACUCGUGCCGGACCCCAAGGACAGGAAGGACUAUUACGAUUUCAUCAUGUACGGCAAUGCCACUCUGGAUGGGCUCAUAGACUUCUUCUACGAGCUGUGGUACAAGAAGGCGCCCUUCAGUGAAGAGAAGGGGAAGAAGAUGAGAGACAAGUUUGACGCGUGUAUGGACUACCUGGCCAAGAGGCUGGAGAACAGGGCAUUUCUCUGCGGGGACAAGUUUACUGCGGCUGACACAGUGCUGGGCUAUGACCUGUUCCUCUUCAGGCUGUUCAAUGAUGGCGAACUUCUCAAGAACCACCCCAAGAUCAGAGAGGGAUAUUACGCUCGACUUGAGAAAAGACCGGCCUUUCAAGCAGCAAUCACCAUGGCUUAAACGCUCGCUUUGUUAGAUCCAGGUAGUUAUGAAGGACCAAGAGUUAUUACGUGUUGUGUAUGACGUUUCCUUGAAAAAAAUUGGACGAAGCAUUCUUUAAGGUUUCUCUUAAAACUGUUUGAUUAUUCUUACUUAUCAUGUAAUAUGUACUGAACUCGUUAGUGCGAAAAGGACAGAGCGUUGUAUGUCAUCUGUUGAAAAACAGCAGGAUGUACCGAACUUCCUUUAACUCGAAGAAGACAACAGUGUGUUGCAAUCGUCUGAUGCUGUAACGGGUCACUACGUUGUUAAUUUGUGACAUGAGGACAUUCCUGGUUGGAAUUGGUCCCCAGCAAACUAUGCUUGUCGCAAGAGGUGGCUUAUGGGUCGGGUAGCCAUACUUGGUUGAUUGCGUUUCAUUGUACCCCGACGUUAGGAACGUUUUUCAAAAUGCCAACCACUGGUUUGUCUAGCCCAGACAUAUAUACAGGAGGCCGUAUAAUGUUGGAAUAUUGUCAAUUGCGAUGUAAAACGUUCCUGUCCAGUAUAAUGUACCCAUUAGAACUAACGCAACCCCCAAAGUAACACACACACACACACACACACACACACACACACACACACACACACAGCCGGAAUCUCAAUGCUCCCCUCUCUCAAGAGACCUUGUGCAGACAGAGACCACAAAAUAGUCUAUGUCUAUUAAUGUCUAUUAUAUACACUCAGGUGCAGAUCACACGUGUGGCUGUUACCUUUAAUAAAAGUGUAGGUCCAUGCUCUUAACAAUGAAACUUGGAAACUUUAGACUGAUGUAAAGAUAAGCUUUAGAAUCAGUGUUAGCCCUUCAGAGACUGGUUGUAUUUUGUCUGUUUUUUUAUGCUAAAGUUUAAUAAGAAUAUAGGUCCCCUUAUUUUUAUCAAAUAUUGUCCACGUGUAAUGAUGACAAAAGACGGUUGGUAAGAGUCAGUAUCAAGUUGUGGCGCAAUGUUUAGCGUAUGUCGUCACGAUGAUUCGUUCCUGUAGACGCCAUUUGGGCAAAUCGAAUAAAUCAAUGACACGGA
Molecule: messenger RNA, 1782 nt
Organism: Haliotis rufescens (red abalone)
Lineage: Eukaryota; Metazoa; Mollusca; Gastropoda; Lepetellida; Haliotidae
Exons: 4
Coding region: 98-742 (214 amino acids)
Source: RefSeq, a predicted model, not a curated record